GGGGUGUAUAAGACGAGGUUGGCAGUGGCCUCUAUGCAGGGUAGGUACGCAGCCUCCUCCUAGAUCUCCCUCGCGCAUCCUCCCCGCCAGAGAAUAUGGGCGUCAUCAUUGAGAACUAUGAGCCUGGAGAUGGGAAGACUUUCCCCAAGAAAGGCGACUUCGUGACGAUUCACUAUACGGGGACUUUGUCAAACGGCAGCAAGUUCGACUCGAGCCGCGAUAGAGGGCAACCAUUUGUGACCCAGAUCGGUGUCGGAAAGGUCAUAAAGGGCUGGGAUGAAGGCAUUGUCCAGUUGAGCCUUGGGCAGAAAGCCCGUCUCGUCUGCACGCCAGAUUAUGCGUACGGCGCGCGAGGUGUCCCGCCAAUCAUUCCUCCCAAUGCGGUCCUCUUCUUCGAUGUUGAACUACUGAAGAUACGGAAGGCUGGGUGAUCAUAACGUCGAGUGACGGAGGCGAAGGAAACUAGUUCAGUGACGACUGAUGAUGGAUGUAGGUCCACGACUCAAAGUAUUCGGAUUACUACGGAUGUAUCACACUUUGUAUCUUGACAGGACUGCGACUCGAGUGCACUACAUAUCCAGACUGACAAAGACAUGCAACAGCCGUGCUCACUAAGCCCUCAAAACGUAUUCACAUUUCCCGAG
This is a messenger RNA of Schizophyllum commune H4-8, 644 nucleotides long. Its product is annotated as peptidyl-prolyl cis-trans isomerase. The transcript is spliced from 7 exons. The coding region runs from base 96 to 431 and encodes 111 amino acids. NCBI's taxonomy places the organism in Eukaryota, Fungi, Basidiomycota, Agaricomycetes, Agaricales, Schizophyllaceae. Gene Ontology annotation, molecular function: peptidyl-prolyl cis-trans isomerase activity. The record is from RefSeq and is a predicted model, not a curated record.